UGAAAACAGAGGAGAGACGCCAUUGUCACUACCAGCGAAUCGGAGUUUAGGCAACAAAGAUCCUCUGUGAGCUUAAUCUUAGGCUUCACUUAUCGGCAGUCACCGGUGUACAUUUCAAUCAGAGUGUCUGCUGGACGUGACGGAGCAGCAUGGACCCGCGAAAAGUGACCGAGUUAAAGGGCUUCGUACAGAUGUGCGCGUCCAGUUCCGAUAUCUUGCACCUUCCAGAAAUGGCCUUCUUCCGGACCUGGUUGCUGGGCAUGGGUGCAAAAAUCCCACCCAAGUCCAAGUCUGAGAGGUCGUCAUGCCAGGGUGGCUGUCCUUGUGGUCCUCCCCCUACUGCAGCUUCCCCUUCUGAGCCAGAACCUCCGGUACUCUCUGAGAACGAGGAGAGUGAUAUAGAAAUGGACAACGAGGGAGUGAUCGAGCCAGACACCGACGAGCCCCAGGAGAUGGGAGAGUUGAGCAUUGAGGUCACAGAGCAGAUGAUGGAUGAGGCCGAUGAGAAGAAGAUGACGGCCAUUGAUGCUCUCGGAGAAGGUAAUCUGCAGAAAGCCUUGGAUCUUUUAACCGAAGCCAUCAAGCUGAACCCCUGCGUAGCCAUCAUGUACGCCAAGAGGGCCAGCGUCUAUAUCCAGAUGCAGAAACCCAACGCAGCCAUCAGAGACUGUGACCGAGCCAUCAGCAUCAACCCAGACUCUGCACAGCCUUACAAGGGGAGGGGAAAGGCUCACAGGCUGCUGGGCCACUGGGAGGAGGCAGCCAAGGACCUGGCCACGGCCUGUAAACUGGACUACGACGAUGACACCAGUGUAAUGCUGAAGGAGGUCCAGCCGAAGGCACACAAAAUCAUUGAGCACAGACGCAAAUACGACCGUAAGAGGGAAGAGAAGGAGGUGCAGGAGAAACAAGAGCGGGUAAAGAAAGCCAGAGAGGCGCAUGCACGGGCUCAGAGGGAGGAGGACGCCCGGCCAUUCGGAGGAGGAGGAGGAGGAGGAGGUGGAGGAUUCUUCCCAGCGGGUCCUGCUGGAUUCCCAGAAGGAGGAGCCCCUGCCGGCAUGCCUGGUUUCGGUGAACUCCUGAAGGAUCCGGAGCUGCUCAACGCCAUGAAGGACCCGGAGGUCAUGACGGCCUUCCAGGAUGUGGCACAGAACCCGGCAAACAUCGCCAAGUACCAGAACAACCCCAAGAUCAUGGCGCUAGUCAACAAGUUGAGCUCCAAGUUCGGAGCGGCACCGCAGCCGUAGAACCAAAGACGAGUGGAUGGAUGGUGACUACGUUUGGAAAGCCGCAGCGUAUUUCUAUUUUUCCGCUGUGUGCAGGUGAAAUGGGGAUUGGUGUCGGGGAGAGAAAUUGAGGCUACUUUCUAAAUGUUCUUAAAUCAGCCUGUUAGUUCAAACAAAGGUUAGGGGUCAACUUCUUCUGAAUCGCCCCAGCUGGGACUUCACGUAACCGCAGGUUGACGUUUCCUAACGUGUAUAGAAGCUAAACUGGGAGUUGCUGCAUUAAGACGCUGGUUCAAACAUUUCUACAGCCAUUUAUUACAUUGGCUACGGGCCUUUCCUUUCUCCGAACAGAGCCAAACUCUCACGUACAAUGUUUUUGUUAUCGGAUCUAUUAUAAAAUACACACGGAAGAAAAAAAAUGUACUGAUGUUGAUGUCUGACCCUGUUGGAAAAUGACUCCCAAUAAUAAAACCUGUUGCUGCAAUCAGUCUGA
Messenger RNA from Pseudoliparis swirei, 1719 nucleotides. It is a transcript of the gene st13, whose product is annotated as ST13 Hsp70 interacting protein. Gene Ontology annotation, molecular function: protein dimerization activity; Hsp70 protein binding. The record is from RefSeq and is a predicted model, not a curated record. NCBI's taxonomy places the organism in Eukaryota, Metazoa, Chordata, Actinopteri, Perciformes, Liparidae. The transcript is spliced from 13 exons. Bases 150 to 1247 code for a protein of 365 amino acids.